Molecule: messenger RNA, 6391 nt
Organism: Cricetulus griseus (Chinese hamster)
Lineage: Eukaryota; Metazoa; Chordata; Mammalia; Rodentia; Cricetidae
Source: RefSeq, a predicted model, not a curated record
CGGAAGCCUCUCCGGGUGCUGCGACAAACCUGACUUCAGGGGCCGUCGUAAAAGUGUCGUCUCCGGCGCGUCGGGCUGGCCACAGGUUUCCGCUCGCCGGGGCCGGGGGUCGGGAACUGCGGGCGUUCGUUUCCCUUAAAAUGGCGGACGAGGAGACGGACGGCGCCGAGAGGAUGGACGUCAGCCCCGAGCCUCCCCAGGCCCCUCAGCGGCCGGCCUCGUGGUGGGAUCAACAAGCUGAUUUUUAUACUGCUUUCUUACAUCAUUUGGCACAAUCAGUGCCAGAAAUUUAUUUUGCUGAGAUGGACCCAGAUUUGGAAAAGCAAGAAGAGAAUGUACAAAUGUCAAUAUUCACUCCACUGGAAUGGUACUUAUUUGGAGAGGAUCCGGAUAUUUGCUUAGAGAAAUUAAAGCACAGUGGAGCAUUUCAGUUGUGUGGGAAGGUUUUCAAAAGUGGAGAAACAACGUAUUCUUGUAGGGAUUGUGCAAUUGAUCCAACAUGUGUUCUCUGUAUGGACUGCUUCCAGAGUAGUGUUCAUAAAAACCAUCGUUACAAGAUGCAUACUUCUACUGGAGGAGGGUUCUGUGACUGUGGAGACACAGAAGCAUGGAAAACUGGCCCCUUUUGUAUGGAUCAUGAACCUGGAAGAGCAGGUACUACAAAAGAGACCUUGCAUUGCCCAUUGAAUGAAGAGGUAAUUGCUCAAGCCAGGAAAAUAUUCCCUUCAGUGAUAAAAUACAUUGUAGAAAUGACUGUAUGGGAAGAAGAAAAGGAAUUGCCUCCUGAACUGCAGAUAAGGGAGAAAAAUGAAAGAUACUAUUGUGUCCUUUUCAAUGAUGAACACCAUUCAUAUGAUCAUGUGAUAUACAGUCUACAAAGAGCUCUUGACUGUGAGCUCGCUGAGGCACAGUUGCAUACCACUGCCAUAGACAAAGAGGGUCGCCGGGCUGUGAAAGCAGGUGUUUAUGCUACUUGCCAGGAGGCAAAGGAGGAUAUAAAGAGACAUUCGGAAAAUGUCUCUCAGCACCCACUCCAUGUGGAAGUGCUACACUCCGUGGUUAUGGCUCACCAGAAAUUUGCUUUGCGUCUUGGCUCCUGGAUGAACAAAAUUAUGAGCUAUUCAAGUGACUUUAGGCAGAUCUUUUGCCAGGCCUGCCUCAUAGAAGAACCUGGCUCUGAAAAUCCCUGUUUUAUAAGCAGACUAAUGCUUUGGGAUGCAAAACUUUAUAAAGGUGCCCGUAAGAUCCUUCAUGAAUUGAUCUUUAGUAGUUUUUUUAUGGAGCUGGAAUACAAAAAACUCUUUGCUAUGGAAUUUGUGAAGUAUUACAAACAACUGCAGAAAGAAUAUAUCAGCGAUGAUCAUGAUAGGAGCAUCUCGAUAACUGCCCUCUCUGUUCAGAUGUUUACUGUCCCGACCCUGGCCCGACAUCUUAUUGAAGAACAGAAUGUUAUUUCUGUCAUUACUGAAACUCUGCUAGAAGUUUUACCUGAGUACUUGGACAGGAACAAUAAAUUCAACUUCCAGGGCUAUAGCCAGGACAAACUGGGAAGAGUUUAUGCAGUAAUAUGUGACCUAAAGUAUAUCCUGAUUAGCAAGCCUCUAACAUGGACAGAAAGAUUAAGAAUGCAAUUCCUUGAAGGUUUCCGGUCUUUUCUGAAGAUUCUUAGCUGUAUGCAGGGAAUGGAAGAAAUCAGAAGACAAGUUGGACAACACAUUGAAGUAGACCCUGACUGGGAGGCUGCCAUUGCUAUACAGAUGCAGCUCAAGAAUAUUUUGCUCAUGUUCCAAGAAUGGUGUGCUUGUGAAGAAGAUCUGUUACUAGUGGCUUAUAAAGAAUGUCACAAAGCUGUAAUGAGGUGCAGUACAAAUUUCAUGUCUAGUACCAAGACAGUAGUACAAUUGUGUGGUCAUGUUUUGGAAACCAAGUCCUACAGAGUAUCUGAGGACCUUGUAAGCAUACACCUACCACUCUCUAGAACUCUUGCUGGUCUUCAUGUACGUUUGAGCAGACUAGGUGCUGUUUCAAGACUGCAUGAAUUUGUGCCUUUUGAGAGCUUUCAAGUAGAGGUCCUAGUGGAGUAUCCUUUGCGCUGUCUGGUGUUGGUCGCUCAGGUUGUUGCUGAGAUGUGGCGAAGAAAUGGGCUCUCUCUUAUUAGCCAGGUUUUUUAUUACCAGGAUGUUAAGUGCAGGGAAGAAAUGUAUGAUAAAGAUAUCAUCAUGCUUCAGAUUGGCGCAUCUAUGAUGGAUCCCAACAAGUUUUUGUUACUGGUACUUCAGAGGUAUGAACUUACUGAUGCUUUUAACAAGACCAUAUCCACAAAGGACCAGGAUUUGAUUAAACAGUAUAACACAUUAAUAGAAGAAAUGCUUCAGGUCCUCAUCUAUAUUGUGGGAGAACGCUAUGUACCUGGAGUGGGCAAUGUCACCAAAGAGGAAGUCAUAAUGAGAGAGAUUACUCACUUGCUUUGCAUUGAGCCCAUGCCACACAGUGCCAUUGCCAGAAACCUACCUGAGAAUGAAAAUAAUGAAACUGGCUUGGAGAAUGUUAUAAACAAAGUGGCCACAUUUAAGAAACCAGGUGUGUCAGGCCAUGGAGUUUAUGAACUGAAAGAUGAAUCCUUGAAAUACUUCAAUACAUACUUUUACCAUUAUUCCAAAACACAGCACAGCAAGGCUGAACAUAUGCAGAAGAAAAGGAGGAAACAAGAAAAUAAAGAUGAAGCACUUCCACCGCCACCUCCUCCUGAGUUCUGUCCUGCUUUCAGCAAAGUAAUCAACCUUCUCGACUGUGACAUUAUGAUGUACAUUCUCAGGACCAUAUUUGAGCGUGCAGUAGACACAGAUUCUAAUUUGUGGACAGAAGGAAUGCUUCAAAUGGCAUUCCACAUAUUGGCACUGGGCUUGCUGGAGGAGAAGCAGCAGCUUCAGAAAGCUCCUGAAGAAGAAGUGACGUUUGAUUUCUACCAUAAGGCUUCAAGAUUGGGAAGUUCAGCCAUGAAUGCUCAGAACAUACAAAUGCUUUUGGAAAAACUCAAAGGAAUCCCUCAAUUAGAAGGCCAGAAGGACAUGAUAACAUGGAUACUCCAGAUGUUUGACACAGUGAAGCGAUUAAGAGAAAAAUCUUGUUUAGUAGUGGCAACCACUUCAGGUUUGGAGUCCAUUAAGAAUGUUGAGACUACUCAUGAUAAAGAAAAAGCAGAACGGAAGAGAAAAGCUGAAGCUGCUAGGCUACACCGCCAGAAGAUCAUGGCCCAGAUGUCUGCUUUACAGAAAAACUUCAUUGAAACUCACAAGCUCAUGUAUGAUAGCACAUCAGAAAUGCCAGGGAGAGAAGACUCCACUAUGGAGGAGGAAAGCGCUACAGCAUUCAGUGACUGCUCCAGAAUUGCACUGGGUCCUAAGCGGGGCCCAGCUCUUACUGAGAAGGAGGUGCUGACAUGCAUCCUUUGCCAAGAAGAACAAGAGGUGAAACUAGAGAACAAUGCCAUGGUGUUGUCAGCCUGUGUCCAGAAAUCCACCGCCUUAACCCAGCACAGGGGCAAACCCAUAGACCUCUCAGGGGAAACCCUGGACCCUCUCUUCAUGGAUCCAGACCUGGCAUAUGGAACUUACACAGGAAGCUGUGGUCAUGUAAUGCAUGCGGUGUGCUGGCAGAAGUAUUUUGAAGCAGUACAACUAAGCUCUCAGCAGCGCAUUCAUGUUGACCUGUUUGACCUGGAGAGUGGAGAGUACCUGUGCCCACUCUGUAAGUCUCUGUGCAACACUGUCAUCCCCAUCAUUCCUGUGCAGCCUCAGAAGAUCAACAGUGAAAAUGCAGAGGCACUUGCUCAGCUAUUGACCUUGGCACGGUGGAUACAGACUGUUCUUGCCAGAAUAUCAGGUUAUAAGAUGAAGCAUGCUAAAGGAGAGAUUCCAGCAGUUCCUGUCUUGUUUAAUCAAGGAAUGGGAGAUUCAACUUUUGAGUUUCAUUCCAUCCUGAGUUUUGGAGUUCAAUCUUCGGUGAAGUAUUCUAAUAGUAUCAAGGAAAUGGUCAUUCUCUUUGCCACAACAAUUUUCAGAAUUGGACUGAAAGUGCCUCCUGAUGAGCUAGAUCCACGAGUGCCCAUGAUGACCUGGAGCACCUGUGCUUUCACCAUCCAGGCAAUUGAAAACCUUUUGGGAGAUGAAGGAAAACCUCUAUUUGGAGCACUUCAAAAUAGGCAGCAUAAUGGUCUGAAAGCAUUAAUGCAGUUUGCAAUUGCACAGAGGAUAACCUGUCCUCAGGUCCUGAUACAGAAACAUCUGGUUCGUCUCCUGUCAGUUGUUCUUCCUAACCUACAAUCAGAAGACACACCAUGCCUUCUAUCUGUAGAUCUAUUUCAUGUUUUGGUAGGCGCUGUGCUAGCAUUCCCGUCCUUGUAUUGGGAUGACACCGUUGACCUGCAGCCUUCAUCAGUCAGUUCUUCAUAUAACCACCUGUAUCUCUUCCAUUUGAUCACUAUGGCACAUAUGCUUCAGAUACUUCUUACAGUAGACACAGGACUCCCCCUUGCUCCAAGUGAGGAGGACAGUGAAGAGGCUCGAUGCGCAUCUGCUUUCUUUGCGGAAGUUUCACAGCACACAGGCGGCUUUGUUGGCUGUAGCAUUCCUGGCUGGUACCUGUGGGUCUCACUGAAGAAUGGCAUCACCCCUUAUCUUCGCUGUGCUGCAUUGUUUUUCCACUACUUACUUGGGGUCACCCCACCUGAAGAACUGUUUGCCAACUCUGCUGAAGGAGAGUACAGUGCACUCUGUAGCUAUCUGUCUUUACCCACAAAUUUAUUCAUGCUUUUCCAGGAAUAUUGGGAUACCAUAAGGCCCUUACUGCAGAGGUGGUGUGCAGAUCCUGCCUUACUCGACGUUUUGAAGCAGAAAAGUGCUGUGGUCAGGUACCCUAGAAAAAGAAACAGUUUGAUCGAGCUUCCCGAUGACUACAGCUGUCUUCUAAAUCAAGCCUCUCAUUUUAGGUGUCCUCGGUCUUCAGAUGAUGAGAGAAAGCAUCCUGUCCUCUGUCUUUUCUGUGGAGCCAUCCUAUGUUCUCAGAACAUUUGUUGCCAAGAAAUAGUGAACGGGGAAGAGGUUGGAGCUUGUAUUUUUCAUGCACUUCAUUGUGGUGCUGGAGUCUGCAUUUUCCUGAAAAUCAGAGAGUGCAGAGUGGUCCUGGUGGAAGGAAAAGCCAGAGGCUGUGCUUACCCAGCCCCUUACUUAGAUGAAUACGGAGAAACUGACCCUGGUCUAAAGAGGGGAAACCCACUUCAUUUAUCUCGGGAGCGAUAUCGGAAGCUGCAUUUGGUCUGGCAACAGCACUGCAUUAUUGAAGAGAUUGCUCGGAGCCAUGAGACUAAUCAGAUGAUAUUUGGAUUCAACUGGCAGUCACUCUGAGCUACUCUGCCUCAAGACAAUCAUGAGUGACAUCAAUAAUAAAGGCUGAUUGAAAAUUCCAGAGAACUUUCUGAGGACGGGGAAGUAUUGGAGAGUCUUUUGAUCCAUGACCAGAUUCGCAUACAUUAAUAAAAUGGAAUAUUGCUUUUAAUUAGCAAACAUAAGCUUCAAGGGAAAAACAGAACAUAGAUUAAUCUGUUUUGUGUUCUAGAACACUAAAGAAAUGCUUGUUCACCCAAGUGUCUAUUUCUGCUAAUAUUUCCAGAAAACUCAUUCCCUUUCAUAACUGUCCUAUUUCAUUUCUUAAAUGAAGUCACAUCAAGCACUUGUGGACAUUUAUAUGUCUGGUUAAAGUCUCUCCUGAGUAUAAUUCAACUUGCAUUAGAUCUCUGACAAGAUGCUGAUCACCUGUGAUGGCCUAAAGAGCAAUUACAGAACUAUGCAGUAUCUUUCAACUGAAAAAGGUUUUAAAAGUGUGAACCAUUUUAAGGAAAUAUCUUUACUGUACCACAUACGGCUUCAGCCAGAAGCAGAUCUAGUUCUUUGUAUGGACUGAGCAUGGGUUGUACAAGGCUGGAGAGCAUCUUGCAAUAUAGACCGAAAGGAUUAGGAGGAUGUGCUCAUUAUGCAUUCCUUAUACAAAAACCUGUUCUCCUCACCUGACUCCAGAUAGCAAGUUGUCUGUUCCAUUUUCCAAAGGCAGGUUUCUUCAGUGAGACCUCUUGUCUCUUGUGGCCCCAUCCAAUUGGACUCUGAGAAACUUUUGCUGUUCUGAAGCAAACUCUUUGUAGAAUAAAAAUCAGAGAAUUGACUCAGUGAAUGCUCAUUUAAACUGAAAUUAGAACAGUCAUAUUUAAGCCAGUCUGAAGCCCUCUAUGGCUUCUAAGAGACAGAUCCUAGAUUUGAUGUCUGUGUGAAAACUUUGGUAAACUAUGAUUUAUGACUGACAGAAACAGGCCCCCCCCCAAAAAAAAAAAAAAAAAAAAAAA